UAGCGGAGCGCGGAGCCGGCGGCAGCUCGCCAUGGCCGACCCCAGCCACAUCCAGUCGGCCGCUUCCAAGAGCAUCCGUCCCUUCCGCUCCAGCGAGGAGUACCUGGAGGCCAUGAAGGAGGACUUGGCCGAGUGGUUCAACACCCUCUACGACCUGGAGCUGCAGGCGGACACCUUCCUGGAGAGCCUGGAGACGGGCUGCCACCUCUGCCGCCACGCCAACAACGUCAACCGCAUCGCCCUCGACUUCCAGCAGCGGCACCCCGAGGCGGCCGCCCGUAUGCGCGUCCCCGGGACCGAGGUCGUCUUCCAGGCCAAGAACGUGGUGCCGGGUUCCUUCAUCGCCCGGGAUAACGUCUCCAACUUCAUCCAGUGGUGCCGGCAGGACCUCGGCAUCCAGGACGUCCUCAUGUUCGAGACCAACGACUUGGUGCUGAAGAAGAACGAGAAGAACUUUGUCCUCUGCUUGUUGGAGGUGGCCAGGAGGGGCUCCAAGUUUGGCAUGCUGGCCCCCAUGCUGAUCCAGAUGGAGGAGGAGAUCGAGGAGGAGAUGAGGGACCAAACGGCCUAUGGCGUGCCGGGGGCGCGCCAGGAGAGCCGGGACCCCCAGGCGCCCGCCUACCCCGGCAGGGCCCGGCCCAUCGCCCUCUGCGACCUGAAGAACCUGGACGAGCUGGUGCGGGAGAUCCUGGGCUGCUGCUCCUGCCCCUCCCAGUUCCCCAUGGUCAAGGUCUCCGAGGGUAAAUACAAAGUGGGCGACUCCAGCACCCUCAUCUUCGUCCGAGUGCUGAGGAGCCACGUCAUGGUGCGCGUCGGCGGCGGUUGGGACACACUGGAACAUUACCUGGACAAGCACGACCCGUGCCGCUGCGCUUCCCUCUCGCACCGCCUGCCCCAGCCCCGCACCCCGGGCUUCUCCCCGCAAAAACCAGCUCCCAGCUGCUUCUCCCCCCCCCCCCGACCCUCUUCCCGGUGCCCCCCCAGGCCCCGCGACGCCGCUCCCACCCGCUCCCGCCGCUGCUCGGGCGACAGCGACUCCUCGGCCUCCUCCGCGCAGAGCGGCCCCCCGGGCCCGCGGGAUGGGGGCACCCCCCGCCGCCGAGACCCCAACCGGGGGGUCCCCCCGCCGCCGCCGCCGCCCCGCGACGCCGCCCCCUCCCCGGGCGGACGAACGGCUCCGGAGGAGCGCGGCCGCUCGCGGGUGCCCAACGGGCCUGGCCGGGCCCUGCCGCGUGCCCGCAGCCAUGGCCGCCCCGGCCCCCAGCCCCUGCUGCUCAUCAGCCGCCGGCGGGACGGGCAGCACUCCUGGGCGCGGGCCCAGACCCCCUCCCGGCCCAGCAGCCCUCCCCGCAGCCGGACCCCUUCCCGCCCGGCCGCCCGCAGCCCCGCGCCCGCCCCACGCCGCUCCUCGCUGGAGGAAGGGGUUGGGGGGCAGCGGGUCGGGGGGCCCGGGGAGGCCCCGCAUGGCGGCGGGGCCGGGGAGGCCUUGCAGCGGGAGCUGGAGGAGCUGGCACGGCGGUUGCGGGCCCCGCUGCGGCUGGAGCCCGGCCAGGAGCAGCAGCUCUUCCGCCGGCUGGAGGAGGAGUUCUUGGCCAACACGCGGAUGAUGGCGGAGCUGGAGGACGGGGAGACCCCCUCCGCGUCCCCGCUGCCCCCCGCCACCGCCGCCGACUCGGCCUACUGCUCCUCCAGCUCCUCCUCGUCCUCCCUCAACGUCUUCGGCAAGCACGGCCUCCCCGCCGAGGACGGCCGGCGGAGCGGGAAUGGGGCCGGCCCCCCACCGCCGCCGGCGGCCCCCGAAAUGGCGGAUGCGGGGCGCCGGCCGGCCCUCUCCAGCUCCUCCGACGAGAGCAGCUGCUUCCCGGCCUCCUGGGACGCCCGGGAGCCGCGGGGGUGCCCCGAGUCCGACACCGACUGGGCGCCGGGGGAGGACGAGCUGCCGGAGACGGAGGAGGCCCCCGCCAUGGCGGACGGAGCCCCGGGAGUGCCGGGGGUCCCCGAGCCGGUGCCUUCCUUCCCAGCGCCGUCCCCGCGCCCCCAGGCCAAGCCCCGGCUGGACACGCAGCCCCACAAGAAGCCCUCCAGGAUCCCCACCCCGCGGGGCUCUGGGGGGGCCCCUCCCCGGCCCCCCACCGGCAGCCCCAAGCCUGGGGAGCACAAGGCCUGGGGGGCUCUGCAGAGCGUCCUCUCCUCCUUCCUGGAGCCUUCCUGGCUCCCGCGGGAGCGGGAGGCGCUGGACGAGGACGCUUGGCCGUGAGACGCCCGGCUCGGUGGCCACGGGUGGGGAGAAGCCGCCGGCA
Messenger RNA from Gavia stellata (red-throated loon), 2300 nucleotides. RefSeq names its product growth arrest specific 2 like 1 (gene GAS2L1). The record is from RefSeq and is a predicted model, not a curated record. Gene Ontology annotation, molecular function: cytoskeletal adaptor activity; microtubule binding; actin filament binding. Gene Ontology annotation, cellular component: actin filament; microtubule plus-end; stress fiber. Lineage: Eukaryota; Metazoa; Chordata; Aves; Gaviiformes; Gaviidae. Gene Ontology annotation, biological process: actin crosslink formation; regulation of microtubule polymerization or depolymerization; microtubule bundle formation.